Messenger RNA from Astyanax mexicanus (Mexican tetra), 3155 nucleotides. Its product is annotated as zinc finger protein 239. Gene Ontology annotation, biological process: regulation of transcription by RNA polymerase II; central nervous system development. Gene Ontology annotation, molecular function: RNA polymerase II cis-regulatory region sequence-specific DNA binding; DNA-binding transcription factor activity, RNA polymerase II-specific. The transcript has 2 exons. NCBI's taxonomy places the organism in Eukaryota, Metazoa, Chordata, Actinopteri, Characiformes, Acestrorhamphidae. The record is from RefSeq and is a predicted model, not a curated record. Bases 433 to 1560 code for a protein of 375 amino acids. Gene Ontology annotation, cellular component: nucleus.
CAACAUGCAUGCAACGUUUCAAAUGAUGGUCCACACAAUGUGGAAUGUGUGGUUGUUUGAACGUUGUGUAGUUGUGUUUGUUGGGUACUUAACUGUAUUAUCUGUACACAAUGUCACUAAACUGUAGUCUGAGACAGUGUGGGGCUGCAGAGCAUCAGGUAAAAAAUCUGACCAACUACAUUUUCAGACAGAGCUGUAAACUAGGGGGCGCUGGUUGUGUAUCAGCGGUUCUGUAAAGACAGUAAAGCGGAGGAGAAGAAGAUCCAGUCCGCUGUGUUAUUAUAGAGAAACAGGAGCUGAUCUACUGAAGGACAAAAUUAGCAGAAUCAGCUGCUAGUACCCACUGUCCUCCAGAGGUGUCAUUUUACCAGACGCACCAAGAAACAUCACCAGAAGGAUUAACCCUCAAAAUUGGAGGUUGAACAUAGGAAUAUGGAGGUUGUGAAUUCCAGCAAUCAGGAAAUUUCUUCUACUCAGUGCACGGAUGUAUCUAUCAAACAAGAACAAAUUGUUAACGAUGAAGAGGAGUCCUACCCAUGUACAGAGUGCGGAAAAAGUUAUAAACAUGCUAGUACCCUCGAAAGACACAAGCGCAUUCACACAGGAGAGAAACCAUAUCACUGCUCAGAAUGUGGAAAGAAAUUCAGUCAAAUGUAUCAUCUCCAAAGACACCAGCGCAUUCAUACUGGAGAGAAACCAUAUUUCUGCUUUUACUGUGGGCAGAUUUUUAGAGACAGUGGUACCCUCAGCAAACACAAGCGCAUUCACACAGGAGAGAGACCGUUUCAGUGCUUAGAAUGUGGGAUGAGUUUUAAUCAAAAAGGCAUUCUCCGAAAACACCAGCGCAUUCACACAGGAGAGAAACCAUAUAUCUGCUCAGAGUGCGGACAGCAAUAUAGAGACAGUGGUACCCUCGAUAAACACCAGCGCAUUCACACUGGAGAGAGACCUUAUUACUGCUCAGAGUGUGGAAAGACUUUUAUUGAAAGUGGUGCUCUCAGAAAUCACUUGCGCAUUCACACUGGAGAGAAACCGUUUCAGUGCUCUGACUGCGGGAAAAGUUUUAAUCAACAAAGUGCACUUAAAACACACCAGCGCAUUCAUACUGGAGAGAAACCAUAUCAAUGUUUAGAGUGUGGGAAAAGUUUUAAUCAACCAAGUUCUCUUAAAACACAUCAGCACAUUCAUACUGGAGAGAAACCAUAUAGCUGUUCAGACUGUGGGAAGAGUUUUAGUGCACAGAGCAGUUUACAAAAACACCAGAGCACUCACACCGGAGAGAAACCAUAUCACUGUCUAGAUUGCGGGCAGAACUUUACAGAAAGUAGUUCCCUUAAAAAACAUCUGCGCAUUCACACCGGAGAGAAACCGUUUCACUGCUCAGACUGUGGCAAGAGUUUUAGAGAGAGUAGUUUCCUCAAGGAACACCAGCGCAUUCACACUGGAGAGAAACCGUAUCAGUGCUCAGACUGUGGAAAGAAUUUUAGAGAGAGUCGUUUCCUCAAGAAGCAUCAGAAAAUUCAUGCAGCAGAGAAACUGAGUAUUGCUGAAUGUGUUUGACCACGAUAGUCAUAAUGUACAGGUGGCGGGCUCACAGUAGCUGUCAAUGGCACUUAUCAGCAGAGUAUCUUAUUUAGUGAUGAUUCUGUGAUUUAAAAAUUAAAUAACCUGAAAGUCUUCUACAAUCCACAAAGCUGAUCUUUAACUGCAACUCUGAUGUGGUGCUUUCAGUGUCUAACAUAUAAGUGUCCUCUUAAAACAACAUUGUGUAAAGUUUUAACUUUAAAAUAGCAUCUUCAGAACCAUUGUAAUGCUCCACUUACUUGUAGUAUGUGAAACAGUGUUUCUAUUGUCGCUAAAAUGUGCUCAGCAUGCAAACACUAACAGCACUACUUGAUUCUGGAAAAGCAGGCAUGUCAAAGCUUGCAAGAGAACUGUAUAACACAAUAUAUUGGUGUAAAAUCCUACAAUAUUACUAUUCUGUAUUACUAUUCUGUCCAAAUGCUUCAUUUACUUAUAGAGCUGGUUCUGUAUGUAUCAGCUUGUUCAGAAACGCAUGUGUGACAUAUGACAUAGUGACAAAUGCUACAAAUUACACCUUAUAAAGGUGACAGAAAUACACUUGCACUGCAAGUAAAAAUACAAAUACUUAAGUUAAAUAAUAAGUGUGAUUUAUAUUGUUUACUCAAGUAAAGAAAUUAUUUCUUUAAAAAGGCGUUACUGAAGUUUACUAGUAAUCUAGAUAGUAUUCACCCACAUCACAGAAUUGUCUGUCUAGUCAGCAAUAUUCACUAAUGGAACACUUUCAGCUCACUGUUUUUAGAUGUAUUGGGGCAAACCAAGAAUAACUGGGAAAAAGUAGGUUAAACCUUGUAUUUAUGCUUGGCUUUUACUUAAGGUUUAGUGCAUUUCUUUAUGUUAAUCAGGAUUGCUGUAGGAACCAUGGUCUGUAUAAAUGUCUGACACUAGUAGUGAAUAGAUAUUAACAGUAAUAGGAACAUUAUGUAGCUGUUUUGUUAAACUUUAUAAUAUAGCAGAAAGGUUAGAAUACUCACACAAUAUGCAGCGCCAAAAGAAUGAACUCGAGGGUGCAUGGGUGGGGUAUACUGUAAGCAGUACACGUGAUUAGAUGUUAAUUUAGCAAAUCUGUUAUGAAAUUGUAGUGAGUAAAAGGUGCAGAUUUUUGUUGUGAAAUGCAAGGAGUAAAAAUUGGCAAAUAAUCAUGUAAAGUAAAUAUACUUUCAUAAUCUACAGUAACAGAGUACUUAUACUGCUUUUGCCUUACUUAUCUUUUACUUUGUAAUUGUUUAAUUCUGUUUAAAAAUGAUGUCAUAUCGUUUUGAUGUAACUACAUUAAAAUGACAAGUAAGAUUCUCAAUAAAUUACACUAAAAUAUUUGCACUAUGUAAAAUGUAACUGUAAACUCUAAGUAUCAGUGGAAUUUCAUUAUCAUUCAAGAAGAAUUAAACAAGAAAAAGACAAUACAGAUUUUUUGUUUACUAUACCUAUGUGUAUGCUGUGUAUAUGUAAUGUGACUUUAAUGUCAUUGUUUUUUUUGCUUGUGCUUUAGAUUUUAUGCAUUGUCUUAUCUUAUUGUUUCAUGUAAGCUGACCGUUAUCUAAGAAUUAUGAUGAUUAAACAUCGACUUGAUUUUA